Penicillium malachiteum is the source of this 1365-nucleotide messenger RNA. RefSeq names its product Ras-GEF domain-containing protein. Lineage: Eukaryota; Fungi; Ascomycota; Eurotiomycetes; Eurotiales; Aspergillaceae. The transcript has 3 exons. Gene Ontology annotation, molecular function: guanyl-nucleotide exchange factor activity. Gene Ontology annotation, cellular component: plasma membrane. Gene Ontology annotation, biological process: positive regulation of GTPase activity; Ras protein signal transduction. The record is from RefSeq and is a predicted model, not a curated record. Bases 1 to 1365 code for a protein of 454 amino acids.
AUGAAUCAACAAGAUGCAAAACAACGGAAGGAUUCCAACUCUGAUCAUAUCGAAUGUCCAGCAGAUGAAAUCAUCUUUGACCACAGUGGGGGCUAUGAAGCCGUCAAAGCUGGGAGUCUUGCAGCCUUAGUGGAGAAUCUGACUCGACAUGAUAAGCUAGACGCCCUAUUCAAUCGCGCAUUUUUGACCACAUACACAUAUUUCACAUCAACAGCCACCUUGAUUGAUCUUUUAAUCGCUCGCUUUGACCGUUCAGCUCUUGGAUCAGAUCAAACUAAGUCGUUGAUCCGGCUAAGAGUGAUAAACGUGUUGAAACAAUGGCUCGAACAUUUUUGGAUCGAACCUCACAGUCCAGAAACAGAUCAACACUUGGAAAGGAUACGAAAAUUUGCAUCCGCCGCAACAGCCUCUACGGAGACCAGCGCAGUCCAACAACUUCUGGGCAUCAUUCAACGACGACUUGCAGGUCUUACUAUCAUGAAAGUAUCUCGACCAUCCAUCUCAAAUCCACCAAAACCAAUUCUUCCUCGAAAACUGGACAAACUCCAGUUCCUCAAAAUCGAUGCCCGUGAGUUUGCGCGACAGUUGACUAUUAUGGAAGCACACCUAUUCCGCAAAAUCCGACCAAAUGAACUCUUGAAAAAGGCCUGGCAAAAGAAAGAAAGCUUCGCCGGAUCUGCACCAGCCCCAAAUAUUCGGGCUUUAAUUCGAUAUUCUAAUCAGCUCUCCAACUGGGUGGGAGCUCUCAUACUGGCAGAAUCAGACUAUAAGAAGCGAGCCCAGAUUAUAGGGCACCUGGUCAAUAUAGCAAACUCAUGUGUUGAACUUCAAAACUACUCUGCGGUCGUAUCCAUCUUAUCUGGAUUCCAAAGCGCUCCUAUCUACCGACUUACUCGCACAUGGGCAAUGGUUACAGAGAAGUGUUGCAACUUGUUAAGGCCCUUACAAAGCCUCACAUCUUGUACCCAAAAUUAUGCUGCCUAUCGUGAGACAUUAAAUAUGGCAAUACCACCCUGCAUCCCAUUCCUUGGUCUUUAUCUCAAGGACUUAACAUUCAUUGAAGACGGAAACCAAGCUCUUACAACAGAAGGAUUAAUCAUCUUCCACAAAUACACCAUGUUAGCCGCUUCUGUCCACGAACUCCAACGCUUCAAAGAAGCUCCUUACAGCCUGUUUCCCGUCCCGGAGCUUCAGGAAUAUCUUGCUGGUCAGUUACAGUCCGCCGUUGGACUAGAUGAGAUGUGGGAUCGGAGCUGCGAACUAGAGCCCCGAGGUCGCGGCGAGAUGAGACCAAGAGACUUUUAUACCCCCACUGGUGGGAUGACGACUUCCAUGGUGAUUGCGUGUAUGGUUUUAGAUGACUGA